AUGACCCUAGCCACCAAAUCGGCCGCCUUUAGCCACAAGAGACCCCAUCGGAAGUCCAGGAAUGGUUGUCAGCAAUGCAAGCAAGCAAAGAUCAAGUGUGACGAGUGCAAACCUUUCUGUGGCCGUUGCAGCAGGUUCCAAAACAGAUGCUCGUUCGUUGAGUUGCAGCCCAACAUCUCGCCUGCUUCACGCACGAGUGCUCUAUCAUCACCCACGAGUCCACCCCCAGUCGGACUCAGCGACAGCGCUGACGACGAUACUCCCAAUCCCUCGGAAGCACUGCCUACAGUCACUCGCAUAGACUCCGAGGUUAACAACCUCGAGCUACUACACUUUUACACUACAUCAACAAGUUUAACAUUAUCCAGCCGUCCAGAGCUGCAACAAAUCUGGCAACAGGCAGUUCCUCAGAUUGCCUUCAAAAAUCUCUUCCUUCUGCAUGCCAUUCUGGCCUUCACCGCGCUACAUAUCGCACAUCUUCAACCUGAACGCAAAGGCCUCCUGCACGCUGAGGCUGCUGCCCACCAUAAUACCGGACUCAGAUUGUUCCGAGAUGCUAUGGCCAACAUCACCCCUGAGAACUGCGAUGCUUGUUUCACCUUUUCGUCACUCGUCGCCGCUUACGCAUGGGCAUCUUCGGACCAGCAUGGCAAUUUGUUCUUCUCAGAUGCGGCGACUUCUGAGACCGACUCCAGCGUCGAAUGGAUUAGCCUCCUACGAGGUGUCCAUACUUUGCUCAGGGCAGCGGGCGAAUGGAUGACAUCCGGUCCAAUGCAAUCGCUUUUGAGACCACGCCAGAUGGACCCCGAGUUGGCAAGGGUGCUUGAUGCUGAAGCAAUUGCCAAGUUGACAGCAUUGAGCAAACUCUGGAAUUCAACACCAGGGAAGUUCGAUAGUGAAGAUAUGGCAACAUUGAACGAAGCGCUCUCGCUGCUACGUGAAGCCCAUGGCUUGGUGGCAUCGGCUGCCGUCGACCGGGACAUUGAUGUAAUUUUGGUGGUCUAUGGGUGGCCCAUCCAGGCACCAGAAUCGUUUUUCACCAUGGUCAAAGAGGAGAGGCCGGAAGCUCUAGUAGUAUUGGCCCAUUACUCAUUAUUGCUGAACAAGGUCGACCACUUCUGGUACAUGCAAGGAAUGAGUAGACGUCUACUUCAGACUAUCAACAGCAAGCUCAGCAAGGAGUGGGAGUGCUGGAUUGCUUGGCCACUCCAGAAUCUCAUACUGACCGAGUUUCGGAAUCAUGGGGAAAGGAUCAAUUCAUGA
Molecule: messenger RNA, 1263 nt
Organism: Cyphellophora europaea CBS 101466
Lineage: Eukaryota; Fungi; Ascomycota; Eurotiomycetes; Chaetothyriales; Cyphellophoraceae
Exons: 2
Coding region: 1-1263 (420 amino acids)
Biological process (GO): regulation of transcription by RNA polymerase II
Molecular function (GO): DNA-binding transcription activator activity, RNA polymerase II-specific; zinc ion binding
Source: RefSeq, a predicted model, not a curated record